CGAUUCUGUUUGCGUCAUUUUCUAAGACCAGCUACCAAACGCAUUCGUUACAUUGAUAGCCUUUGGUCAAUAGAACGUCCGUUCCGCGGUCAGAGUCAGUCACGCGUGUGCGCGCAGGUCCGAAUGAGCGCGCAAAGUGUGUUCGUGCAGUACUGACAGUUACGCAAGCCACAUUAAACAGAGCCACGAUGUCCGACACUGCUGCUCCAGAAGACAACAACGGGGAUCCUGGAUUAAACGGAUCAUGGGUGGAACUGGAGAUGAACCGAAUCUCUGCAUCCCUCGCUUCAUCCAACGUCUCCGUACUGCCUCCUCUAGCCCAGGUCGUAGAGGAGGAGGAGGAGGAUGGGAUGGUGGGAGGGCUAGAGCACGUACCCUCAUCAUCCUCCAUCCACAAUGGAGACAUGGAGAAAAUCCUCCUAGAUGCCCAGCACGAGUCCAGCCGCAGUAACUCCUCUUGUGGCAGCCCUCCUCGACCCCACAGUCCUCAGGAUGAUGGACAGAUAAUUUUUGACGUGGACACGAGGAGAGACAGUCAGGAGGAAGUCAUGGAAAAGAUGAGAGAUGAUGACAUUUUAAUGAAGGAUUCAGAAUGGGUGGCAGACUGGUCGAGUAGACCAGAGAAUAUUCCACCUAAGGAGUUCCACUUCCGGCACCCGCGACGUUCAGUGAUUCUGAGCAUGAGGAAGACAGGGGCGAUGAAGAAAGGAGGCAUCUUCUCUGCUGAGUUCCUCAAAGUGUUCAUCCCAUCACUGCUCCUGUCCCACAUCCUGAUUCUGGGCCUUGGGGUCUACAUUGGGAAAAGACUUACUACUCCCCCUGCAAGCUCCAUUUGAACACAAUUCUGAAGUUCCUCAGGCAUCGACCUAGUUGGAUUAGGGAGAAGGUUGCAGUUUGUACAAAGAAUGACCCCUGCUGCCCCUUUCCUUUUACUCUUUCCCAAACCCUACACUUUCUAUUUCCUUCUCUUUUUGGUAUUUUCUUUCAUUCGGCCUUUCCACAAAGAGAAGUGUCAUUCGCAUAUUGUAGAUUAACAGAAAAGUUUACAUCUCUCCAUUUCAGGCCCUUUUUACUUUCUGUUUGCGGUAUCCCUUUAUUUGUUCAGUUUAUUUAAUAAAAGUGAGUGUAGCAAUACCUCCAUUGCUCUUUAUAGGUUGACUGGCAUUUGAAAUUGGAAGUAUUUGUGGACAGCGGGUUAAAUCAAACCCACAUGCUAUUUCAGCACUAGCUUGAACAGAGAUCUGUCUGUUUAGUUGCCUGUUUGGGUCUGAUCAUGACCCAAAAGUUGGCCACACACACAUAGUGACUGAGUGAUAAAGGAUCCUCCUAGUUUUCGUCCUGAAAUUUGGAUCAAGCAACAAUAUAUAGACUUAUCGAAGAUUUAUGAGCAUGCCUGGUUGGUAGCUAAGAGUUUGUUUAUUUAUUACAACAAAUGCUUUCCUUUUAGUUAUUUUAUUUCAGUUUUGGAAGAGAUGCUAGAAUGAUGGACUUGUAUGUGUUUUGGGAAGGAUAGGGCUCUUCAUAGACCCCCUACACAACCUGUGAUGAUGGAAAAUGGCAAAAUGAAUAGCUUGAUAAUAGUAAGAAACAUAAUAUAUGUAUUUGACUGUACCAGAUGCAUUUUUAUACAAAGUUUUGCAUAAUCUUUACAUACCUCUGACAGUACACAAAGAAAGUGCUUGGUACCAGGAAAUGUAUAAUACAUAAAUUAAUGUCAUAAACAUAUAUUAACCAUCAAGUCGGAUGGGGAUGCCGUGUCCCUGUAUGAAAAGAGAUUCUUUUAUUUUAUUUUUACUGUGCUUGUUUCUCUGUGUUUGUUGCUACUUUGUUUGCAAAAAAAAAAAAAGUCUAGACGCAGUCUAACGAUUAGAACAGGAUGUAGGUGUCCAGGGAUGUGUUUUUAAAAGUUCUUUAACUUGACAAGGCUUCUACAAAUGUGGCGCUGCUGUGUCUGACGCUGAAAAAAUCACAGAGACACGGCACAAUGGACAUAUAAAUACACUCGGGCAGCCUGCUUGUGUGUUUUGCCAUGUCAGUCAUUUUGGAAGUUUGUUAAAUCAUCUACAGUAUCUUAUUGCAUUUUCAUGCUGUUAGCUUGAGCAGAUAAUCAUGAAAUGUAAGAGGUUUUUGCACCACAGUACAACAACAAGUGACCAGGUGUGAUGUGUUCCAACCAGCAGAAGAAUUUACCUGAAAGGAAUUACAGUUGUUGCAAAUUCAAUUAUAUCAUCAUUUACUCAUCCUCAUGUCGUUCCAAACGCGAAUAACUUUUAAAGACAUUUUGAUGAAUGUUCUCUCUGCUCUUUUCCAAACAACGGAAAUGAAUGGAGACAGACUUUAUAGAGCUGUACAACUAGUCCAUAUGACAUGUGUGCUGUAUUCCAAGUCUCCAAAGGUCAUAUGAUACUUUUUUUGUUGUUAUUUGCUUAAGACUUGGUGUGUGAAGAUGCGUCAUGCCAGGUUUGAAUGAAGUAUGUAUGAGAUUAAAGAACUACAGCUUAAAUUUCUGUCUGUAACUCCCUAAAAGAUUUGGCCUUCAUUGUCUAAAUCUGUGAAGGAUUUGUCUCUCCUCAAACAGCUGCCAAAACCAACUGAGAGGUCAUCUCUUAUAAACUUUGUGCCUCGGCUCCUUAAUAAUGUUUGAUACUUUGUGAUGUUAUCAUUUUCAAAAGCUAUUUUUUUCAGUUUUCUAUGCCACAUGCUAUUUUACGUUCCUUUUUUUUUUUUUUUUUUUGUGCCACCUUGUGUGUGAACACAACAUUUUGAAGGUUUCUCUUAUGCUUUGUUUAACUUUUUCAAUGCUUUAAAAACCAAGGCAAACUAGUGUAGAUAUUACACAGGGGUGAAGAUACAGGAUAGAUGUUAAUAAACAAAGAUGUGUUGAGUGGGUUUUAGUUUUAUUGUUAAAGGGAUAGUUCACACAAAAAUGAAAAUUCUCUCAUCAUUUACUAACUCAUGCUUUUCCAGAUGUGUGACUCUGUUUCUUCUGCAUUACACAAAUGAAUAUGUUUUUUGAAGAAUAUCUCAGCUCUGUUGGUCUAUACAAUGCAAGCAAAUGGUGACCAGAACUUUGAAGCUCCAAAAAGCACAUAAAGGCAGCAUGAAAGCAAAUGAAAAAUAAAUUACAUUUAUUUGUACAGUGGUUAAUUUCACUGGAUUUCUACAGUGAUUUAAAUCUAUAUCAUCAGAAGCUAUAUAGAUAGGAGUGGUUGAGAAACAUCAAUAUUUAAGUCCUUUU
Messenger RNA from Xyrauchen texanus (razorback sucker), 3238 nucleotides. RefSeq names its product BCL2/adenovirus E1B 19 kDa protein-interacting protein 3-like. Bases 189 to 836 code for a protein of 215 amino acids. The transcript has 6 exons. Gene Ontology annotation, cellular component: mitochondrial envelope; nucleus; mitochondrial outer membrane. NCBI's taxonomy places the organism in Eukaryota, Metazoa, Chordata, Actinopteri, Cypriniformes, Catostomidae. Gene Ontology annotation, biological process: positive regulation of apoptotic process; mitochondrial outer membrane permeabilization; defense response to virus. The record is from RefSeq and is a predicted model, not a curated record.